This is a messenger RNA of Microthlaspi erraticum, 885 nucleotides long. NCBI's taxonomy places the organism in Eukaryota, Viridiplantae, Streptophyta, Magnoliopsida, Brassicales, Brassicaceae. The record is from the annotation of a GenBank genome assembly.
AUGGCAGCAGGAAGUGUCAAAGAAGUGCCAAAGGAUCACGCGGAGAAAGGUUUAGGUGCCAAAGAUGUUUCAGUCCAAACCCCCUGUUACCAACUGCAAGGAAACAAGAAACAAGAAAUUGUUUCAGUCUCUAACAAUGGAAAGGUACAAGCUAAACUUUUUCAAACUGUUUAUGAUGAUUCCAUGACUGGUAUGAUGCACUUGUCUUUCUCCAAAGGUGUUGAGACAGGUACAGGAAGUAGUGAAGAACAAAUGGAGAAAGCAAAUCAAGAAAAGGAGACUCAACCAAACCUGGAUCCGCCAGAAUCUAAACCACCAGACCAACAACUACAAGACCAUGAGUUCAAUCCAGAAGGACCAGAACCGAACAACAAGAGGAAGUCAAAAUCAGAACAAGAAUACAGUCAAGCCAUGCCUACUUCUAAGCUAAGUGAAUUCUUAAACCAACACAUUCAUCCUGUCUUUUUAACUGUCUUAAUGCACUUGUCUUGGUUUAAAGAAGUUGAGAAAGGUACAGCUGAGCAAGAGAGACGCCUAGAAGCUCACAAAGCUUUAACUUGCCAUACCAAGAAGGAGUAUGAGCAACAUGUUCUUAAGCCAAUUGCCGCAGCUGAUUCACUAAUGAGCGUUUUGAAUAGUACACAGGUUAGUGAAGCUCAAUACUUGAUUUACUAUUGGGAUCAUUUCAUGAUACAUCAGAAACUUCAGAAUUUUGUUUUUGAAAUUCCCAUUUCAAGUAUAAUGCACUUGUUCUUUUCCUUGAGUGUCAACAAAGGAUCAGGUUUUAUGGAGAAGCAUAAGAACUGGAAGAAGCAGCAUCAAAGAACAACACAGUCUCAUCUCACGUUCAUCUCAUUCCCUGUUCACCUAUGGUUCUUUGUUUGA